AUUUCUUCUCCUAUCUCCUUCUCCGGCGAAGAAAUUGAAAAUUCAUUAUCCCUAAAACCCUAAUAAAGGUCCAGAGAGUCGUCAGAAACCACCGAUUAGCUUUUGAAAUGGACGGUGCCACAUACCAAAGAUUCCCAAAGAUCAAGAUCCGUGAGCUUAAAGAUGAUUACGCCAAGUUCGAGCUUCGUGAAACCGACGUUUCUAUGGCCAACGCUCUCCGUCGCGUAAUGAUCUCCGAAGUCCCUACCGUCGCAAUAGAUCUAGUCGAAAUCGAGGUUAAUUCAUCUGUACUCAACGACGAGUUCAUUGCUCAUCGAUUAGGUCUCAUUCCUCUCACUAGCGAACGUGCUAUGAGCAUGCGUUUCUCUCGAGAUUGUGAUGCUUGUGAUGGAGAUGGACAAUGCGAGUUUUGCUCUGUUGAGUUUCGGCUUAGUUCUAAGUGUGUUACUGAUCAAACCCUAGAUGUUACUAGUAGGGAUUUGUACAGUGCUGAUCCUACUGUUACUCCUGUGGAUUUCACUAUUGACUCGUCUGUAUCUGAUUCAAGCGAGCACAAGGGAAUUAUCAUUGUGAAACUGCGUCGGGGACAAGAGUUGAAGCUUAGAGCGAUAGCGAGGAAAGGGAUUGGGAAAGAUCAUGCGAAAUGGUCUCCUGCAGCUACUGUUACGUUUAUGUAUGAGCCUGACAUAAUUAUUAAUGAAGAUAUGAUGGAUACUUUGUCAGACGAGGAAAAGAUCGACUUGAUUGAGAGCAGUCCUACCAAAGUGUUUGGCAUGGAUCCAGUCACCAGACAGGUUAGUUUUCACGUUUUGGAAGAAUGCAGCUAUACAAGUUUAUAGCUUUGAGACUUAAAUAUGAUUGAACUACUUUAUAGACUGCCAUGCCUUGAAAUAUAUAUAUGUGAUGUGGUUAGUGCAUUUGCUCUUUUCUGUGCUUCUCUUUCUGUUAGAUAGCACUACUUAGCUCUUUAGGAGAAUUACGCCAGUCAUCGGAAUGAAUCAAAUAACUGCUAAACUUCUGGUACCAAACUGAAACAUCUUUCUAUAUCUAAUCACUGCAAAUUAUAUGAAUCACUUGGAGUAUCUCUGUGCCAGUUGAACUUUUGUUUGUGAUUUCAUGUUAGAGAUUUCAAAUUAUUCGAAUGGUAAAGGGAAUAAAGAAAGGAGAAGAUAUAGUACUUGUAGUACCUCUGUACCAGUUGAAUUUUCUUGGAGAUUUCAUGUUAAUGGUUCAGUGUUUACUAGGACUCACCACAACUGACAAUUUUCCUUUGACCCGCUAGAGAACAUUGUAUAUCAUUAUAACAGUUACAGUAGUUUAUCGUUGGAAUUUAGUAUGCCAUUUCUUUUGAAGUCUGUUGCUUGAAUCAUCACAACUGUAAUUUUUAUACUUUGCUUCUUAGGUUGUAGUGGUUGAUCCUGAAGCAUACACUUACGAUGAAGAAGUGAUCAAGAAAGCUGAAGCAAUGGGGAAACCGGGACUCAUUGAGAUCAGUCCGAAAGAUGACAGUUUUAUAUUCACUGUUGAGUCCACAGGUGCAGUGAAGGCUUCCCAACUGGUACUAAAUGCCAUUGAUCUUCUGAAGCAGAAGCUUGAUGCAGUCCGUCUCUCAGAUGACACCGUAGAAGCGGAUGAUCAGUUUGGUGAACUCGGUGCCCAUAUGCGUGGAGGAUGAACUCAAGUGAUUAAUUCGAGCUCUUUGUUAUACCUGUUUGUUUCAGGUUUUGAGUUUCUUCUGGAGCAGACUGAUAUUAACCGUAGUGGCACUGUCUUGUUUGAUAACAUGUGAAGUGGCAGUCUUCUAUUUGUUCUGGACCUCUGAUCCCUCUGUUCCUGAAUCUUGUUAAGUUUGGUUGUUGUUAGUUGUUAGACUCGCUCGUAACGAAAAUAAACGCAAGGAUUAAAUUCAAUACAUUGAACAAGUAUGAUUAAAAUGGAA
Molecule: messenger RNA, 1939 nt
Organism: Arabidopsis thaliana (thale cress)
Lineage: Eukaryota; Viridiplantae; Streptophyta; Magnoliopsida; Brassicales; Brassicaceae
Gene: NRPB3
Product: DNA-directed RNA polymerase family protein
Exons: 2
Coding region: 108-839 (243 amino acids)
Biological process (GO): DNA-templated transcription
Cellular component (GO): RNA polymerase V complex; RNA polymerase IV complex; nucleus
Molecular function (GO): protein dimerization activity; DNA-directed RNA polymerase activity; DNA binding
Source: RefSeq, marked reviewed